AUGGCCAGAGCCCCAGUGGCCACAGCUGCAGACUCCCCAGAGACAAGAGCCCCAGAGGCCACAGCAGCAGACUCCCCAGAGACCAGAGCCCCAGAGGCCACAGCUGCAGACUCACCAGAGGUCAGAGCCCCAGAGGCCACAGCUGCAGACUCACCAGAGGUCAGAGCCCCAGGGACCACAACUACAGACUCUCCAGAGACCAGAGCCCCAGAGGCCACAGCUGCAGACUCCCCAGAGGCCACAGCUGCAGACUCAGAGACCAGAGCCCCAGAGGCCACAGCUGCAGACUUCUCAGAGACCAGAGCCCCAGAGGCCACAGCUGCAGACUUCUCAGAGACCAGAGCCCCAGAGGCCACAACAGCAGACUCCCCAGAGACCAGAUCCCCAGAGGCCACAGCAGCAGACCCCUCAGAGACAAGAGCCCCAGGGGCCACAGCUGCAGACUCCCCUGAGACCAGUGCACCAGGGGCCACAGCUACAGACUCCUCAGAGGCCACAGCUGCAGACUCCUCAGAGGCCAGAGCCCCAGUGGCCACAGCUGCAGACUCCCCAGAGGCCACAGCAGCAGACUCCUCAGAGGCCAGAUCACCAGGGGCCACAGCUACAGACUCCCCAGAGACCAGAGUCCCAGGGGCCACAGCUACAGACUCCUCAGAGGCCACAGCUACAGACUCCCCAGAGACCAGAGUCCCAGUGGCCACAGCUGCAGACUCCUCAGAGGCCACAGCAGCAGACUCCUCAGAGGCCAGAUCACCAGGGGCCACAGCUACAGACUCCCCAGAGACCAGAGUCCCAGUGGCCACAGCUGCAGACUCCUCAGAGGCCAGAGCCCCAGUGGCCACAGCUGCAGACUCCCCAGAGGCCACAGCAGCAGACUCCUCAGAGACCAGAGUCCCAGUGGCCACAGCAACAGACUCCCCAGAGACCAGAGUCCCAGUGGCCACAGCAACAGACUCCCCAGAGACCAGAGUCCCAGUGGCCACAGCAACAGACUCCCCAGAGACCAGAGUCCCAGAGGCCACAGCAACAGACUCCCCAGAGACCACAGCAACAGACUCCCCAGAGACCAGAGUCCCAGUGGCCACAGCAACAGACUCCCCAGAGACCAGAGUCCCAGUGGCCACAGCAACAGACUCCCCAGAGACCAGAGUCCCAGUGGCCACAGCAACAGACUCCCCAGAGACCAGAGUCCCAGGGACCACAGCAACAGACUCCCCAGAGACCAGAGUCCCAGUGGCCACAGCAACAGACUCCUCAGAGACCACAGCAACAGACUCCCCAGAGACCAGAGUCCCAGUGGCCACAGCAACAGACUCCUCAGAGACCACAGCAACAGACUCCCCAGAGACCAGAAGACCAGAGUCCCAGAGGCCACAGCAACAGACUCCCCAGAGACCAGAGUCCCAGUGGCCACAGCAACAGACUCCUCAGAGGCCAGUGAUCCAGGGGCCACAGCAACAGACUCCUCAGAGGCCAGAGUCCCAGUGGCCACAGCAACAGACUCCCCAGAGACCAGAGUCCCAGUGGCCACAGCAACAGACUCCCCAGAGACCAGAGUCCCAGUGGCCACAGCAACAGACUCCCCAGCGGCCAGAGUCCCAGUGGCCACAGCAACAGACUCCUCAGAGGCCAACUCCUCAGAGGCCAGUGAUCCAGGGGCCACAGCAACAGACUCCCCAGCGGCCAGAGUCCCAGUGGCCACAGCAACAGACUCCCCAGCGGCCAGAGUCCCAGUGGCCAGCAGUAACCCAAACUCCAGAUCAGAGAUGUCAAGUACCGGUUCGGGAUAUAGUGCAAUGUGGAACCCCAGAUAUUACUCCAUCUCAAUGUCAGGCUAUCUACUGCUGCUUCAAUGGACAGCAGUGCUACUAUGGGAAGGCAGUGACUGUGCAGUGUACCAGGGAUGCUCAGUUUGUGGUGGUGGUGGCCAGGGAUUCCACUUGGCCCAAAAUAGACAUUAAUUCCAUCAGUCUGUUGGGGGGAAAUGACCGCCCCUGCAGUCCUGUUGGCAUCACUUCAGCCUUCGCCAUAUACCAGUUCCCUGUCACUGCCUGUGGCACCACUAUAAAGGAGGAAAGUGGUUAUGUGGUUUAUGAGAACAGGAUGGCAUCUUCCUUUAACGUGGGGGUGGGACCUCGAGGCUCUAUCACCAGGGACAGCCAUUUUGAGCUGCUGUUCCAGUGUAAGUACUCUGCCACUGCAGUGGAGGCUCUGGUUACUGAGGUGAACACCGUUCCUGCACCCGCUCCUGUUGCUGCUCCUGGACCCCUCAGAGUGGAACUGAGACUGGCCAAAGGAACAUGUGACACCAAGGGGUGUCAUGACGAGUCGAGAUCCUUCACAUUGUAUUACACCGAGGAAGACUACCCCAUCACUAAAGUCUUGAGGCAGCCUGUGAACGUUGAGGUUCGCAUCCUGGAGAGGAAGGAUCCCAACCUUUUCCUGAUGCUGGAGCACUGCUGGACCACCUCUGACCCCAGCCCUGCCAGCAUGCCCCAGUGGGAUCUCAUCAUUGAAGAUUGUUCCUACUCCAAUGAUAAUUACCUGACCACCAUGGUCCCUGUGGAACGUUCCUCUGGCCUUCUGUACCCCAACCACUACAAACGCUUUACCCUCGAGAUGUUCACCUUUGUGGAUCACACUCUGUCUCCCCAGAAAGAGCGGAUUUUCAUCCACUGUAGUACCUCUGUGUGCUACCCUACUCCAGGGGUCUCCUGUGAACCGAAAUGCAACAGGCAAAGGAGAGAUGUUGCUGCUGCUCAGAGGAAGACUAUACAGACUGCUGUGGUCUCCAGUGGAGAAGUGAUCCUGGUUGACAAAAAGCCUGUCUCCCCUUCAGACCACUAAUUCAACCAGCUACCGUUUGUAAUGGGGUAUGAAAUAAUGUACUCUGUACUUCCAUACCGGCAUUUUUCUUGACGAUACUUUCUUUGUUCUUGAUUUGGAAAAAACUUGUCUCUUAUAAACGUCAGUGUCCAGUUGCUGGUGGUAUUCCAAAAAUCGGAGAAUAUUCAGAAACAUAUUAAAUCCACUUUUUGCACAGAGUGAGAGGUGGCCUCCCGAUUUUAGCUGCCAGACAUCUUGCAUUUCCCAACAUCUUUGCAGGAACUAGUCGUUUCUAUGCGACGUGGCCACGGCUGACAGCAUGUCACACAGUGCGUCCAAAACAAAGAUCUAUACACGUGCAAGAGGCGUUUCUCAAUCUAUGCAAAACGUGAAUAUAAUAAUUUUCUGAAUAUUCUCUCUUUUUUUUAGCUCCACUUGCAACUAGACACAGAAGUGCGCUACUCCAGGCAUUUCCUACAUAAACACUGGAACAUUUCAAACAAAUAACGAAGAAAGUAUCACCAAGUAAAGGUUCGUUGGAAAUAUCCCGAUUACAGCAAGACAGCAGCUCAGACACAAACUUUAACUCUAUAUGGCUAUAAUACAACAUGGGCUCCUGAUUUUGCUACGUAUUUAUUGUUUCUAAUAAACAGUUGUAC
Messenger RNA from Oncorhynchus masou masou (cherry salmon), 3485 nucleotides. Its product is annotated as proteoglycan 4-like. Bases 1 to 2847 code for a protein of 948 amino acids. Gene Ontology annotation, biological process: prevention of polyspermy; binding of sperm to zona pellucida. Lineage: Eukaryota; Metazoa; Chordata; Actinopteri; Salmoniformes; Salmonidae. The record is from RefSeq and is a predicted model, not a curated record. Gene Ontology annotation, molecular function: acrosin binding; structural constituent of egg coat. Gene Ontology annotation, cellular component: egg coat. The transcript has 10 exons.